Molecule: messenger RNA, 1185 nt
Organism: Closterium sp. Yama58-4
Lineage: Eukaryota; Viridiplantae; Streptophyta; Zygnematophyceae; Desmidiales; Closteriaceae
Source: the annotation of a GenBank genome assembly
AUGGACCCAUCUGAACCACAGAGCUACGAGCCGGACUCUCUAGACGCCCUCAGCAAGCCCCACGGCUUCUUCGUGGCAGCCUACAGCUUCCACACGCUCCGCCUCGCCCCCAACUUCGACCAACUGAAAGCCCUCCCACUCCGCACAUUUCUCGUGGACGUGACCAAUGAGAGCAACCCGGUGUUGCUGUUUGGGCCGGAAGGGACGGAGGGGAUGACGGGGAAGCAGGCGGGGGUGUGGGCGGCGGUGGCGUAUAAGAGACGAGUGGUGCAGUACCAAGGGCGUGUUCAGUACCCCAUGUGGCCAGAAGCCAACGCCAAACCAAGCCCGCCAUUCGUGUGGAUGGUGGUGUCGUUCAUCAUCCUGGCGAUCUCAGUGCUGGUGCUGUGGAUGGCCGUGCAUCUCAUGGCCAAGCUCCAAACCGACACGCUUAGAGUGGAGCCCGAGGCGAAUGCAAAGCCGAGCCCGCCAUUCGUGUGGAUGGUGGUGUCAUUCAUCAUCCUGGCGAUCUCAGUGCUGGUGCUGUGGAUGUCCGUGCAUCUCAUGGCCAAUCUCGAAACCGACACGCUAAGAGUUGAGGCGGCUCAGGCAGAGCUUGCUACAGCCAAGGUGGCGGCGGAGGCGGCGAGUCAAGCCAAGAGCGAUUUCCUCACCACCAUGAGCCAUGAGAUCCGCACCCCCAUGAACGGGGUCAUUGGCAUGCUGAACCUGCUACUCGAGACCCCACUGGACAGCUCCCAGCAGGACUACGCGGAGACGGCGUGCAGCAGCGGGCGGGCGCUGUGUGCGCUGAUCAACGACAUUCUCGACCUCUCCAAGAUCGAGGCCGAGAAGCUCCGCCUCGAGCGCAUCCCCCUCAACCUGCGCGCCGAGCUCGACGACGUGCUCGCGCUCUUCGUGGAGAGUGCGGAGGAGAAGAGAUCCGUGGAGUUGGCCGCGUUUGUGGCGGAUGAUGUGCCCGAGACGCUCGUUGGGGACCCGCUGCGCAUACGGCAGAUCGAGGCUGAGAAGCUUCGCCUCGAGUGCAUCCCCUUGAACCUGGGAUCGGAGCUGGAUGAUGUGCUUGCUCUCUUUGUGGAGAGUGCUGAGGAGAAGCGAUCGGUGGAGCUGGCUGCGUUUGUGGCCGAUGAUGUGCCCGAGACUCUCGUCGGGGAUCCGCUGCGCAUACGGCAGGUGAGUAAAUGA